CCCCCCCCCCCCUCGCUCUCUCUCCCUCUCUCUAAAGAAUCACAAUAGCGAACAUGCACUCAGGAAAUGAUAUGCAAGUGUUUACCCUGUUUCCAUUGCAAUAUACGCUGUAGAGCUUUUACUCAAAUUCUGUGCAGUAUGACUUUUUGUGUGGCUGAAUUAUUUUAAACUCUCAAUUCUCGGAUAACAACUUCUACAACUACAACCUGUGCGGCGAUGAGUGCGUCCGCAGGGACGGGUGUGUUCGUGCUCUCCCUCAGUUCCAUCCCCAGCUGUUAUUUGUUCAAUUCCCUCAUUUACAGCAACAACAGUUCUGACGCUUUCGUCUUCGCUGGGUGUGCAGCAGUCUUAAUCCUGGCGAUUUCAGCACGUUUUAUGUUCAAGAAGAAGGCUCCUGCAGAUCCUCUCUUCUAUGUGUAUGCUGUAUAUGCAUUCCUCAGCGUGGUGAAUCUGAUCAUUGGGCUGGAGCAGGACAACAUCAUCGAUGGAUUUGUGACAUUUUACCUCAAAGAGGCAGAUCCACACAUUAACACAGCACACGGGCACAUGAUCUCCUAUUGGGAUGGCUGGGUGCACUAUCUCAUGUAUCUGCUCAUGAUUGCUGCCAUUACUUGGGGGGACAGUUACAGAACCAUCGGACUCUACUGGGUGGGAUCUUUUCUCAUGCGUGCCAUAGUCUACAUUCUUGGGAAUGCUGUGGGAAAAUAUGGGUCACAAGUUGGUCCUCUCUUCCUCCUCCAUAUGUUGUAUAUCUCAGUGUCUGUCUGGGCCUGUUUCCGCAUCUUCAGCCAGCCUUCCACACAGGACGCUCAGGUGACAAACAUCCAGGAGGCUCCAAGAAGAAGUUUACUCCGCAGACCUCUGGACUUACUGUUCAUUAUCUACCUCAUCCCUGCUUUUGGUUUCUGUGUCUUAAGAGGCCUGGUUGCCCUGGACUGUUCCAGCAAAUGUUGUCAAGACUACACACAGCUGUAUGAACCUUACCUGAAAGACCCCUCCGCCUAUCCCAAAGUCCAGAUGCUGGUGAACAUGCUGUACUCCGGCCCAUACUACAUCAUUACUCUCUAUGGGCUGUUGGUCCCAGGAUGUGAGUGGAUGCCAGACCUGACUCUAGUUCACUCGGGAGCACUGGCACAGCCAUACAAAGGUUCCAGCAAAAAAGAAUGCUGGGCAAAAUAUUUUCUUUUCCCAUAUGACAUCAUGGUUCCUGGUAGAUUAGGUAGAGAGGAAACCUGGGCCCAGUUCUCUCAUAUCGGUGCGUCUCUUCACACACGGACACCGUUCUCCUACAGAGUGCCUGCUGACAGCCAGCUGGUCUUCUUGCUGAUCAAUGUCCUGUACGCUCUGGUGCCUCAGGCUCUGUGCUACCGCUGCUGCACCAGGCCUGCCUUCUUCCUGAGGCCAACGCCAGAGAAGAAAAGGGACUGACACUUGGGGGGGGCUGAUGCCAGGGAUGUCAAGGAUGGCUUAAUAAAAGGCUUAACUACUUGCAAAGUACUGUAGCUCUGUUUUUGCAAUCAUUAGCAGUUGCUAUUUUGGGAAAAUGAGCUGGCAACUCUCACCUGUAACCUUAAUGAAUGCUAAGUGUGCGGGAUUGGAAACAUAAUACUCAGUUGACGGCAGAGUUUCCAGAGUCAUCUGGUAUUCAUGUUCCACUGCUUGAAAUACAUUUUGAAAACAUAAAAUGUGUUUGUGUUUAAAGCACCUGCAAGCACAGAAAGACACACAGGACAGAUAAAAGACCUACUGUAUGGGAUUCAAACUACUUGACAAUACGGUUUUUUUGUUUUUUUUUAAAUGAAAGUGUUUUUGUUACAAAAACUGCCUCAUUGUUCACACUGGGGUGUCUGAGCAGUAACUUUUAGACAAAUAAAGAAAUCGUAUUAGUACA
Molecule: messenger RNA, 1891 nt
Organism: Scophthalmus maximus (turbot)
Lineage: Eukaryota; Metazoa; Chordata; Actinopteri; Pleuronectiformes; Scophthalmidae
Product: transmembrane 6 superfamily member 1
Exons: 11
Coding region: 217-1428 (403 amino acids)
Cellular component (GO): lysosomal membrane
Source: RefSeq, a predicted model, not a curated record